Messenger RNA from Octopus sinensis (East Asian common octopus), 2694 nucleotides. RefSeq names its product ankyrin-3-like. Bases 346 to 2520 code for a protein of 724 amino acids. The transcript is spliced from 13 exons. Gene Ontology annotation, molecular function: protein binding. NCBI's taxonomy places the organism in Eukaryota, Metazoa, Mollusca, Cephalopoda, Octopoda, Octopodidae. The record is from RefSeq and is a predicted model, not a curated record.
CAGCAUUGCCUGAAUAUAUCUAAUUGGAAGGAUUCACUUUGGAUGUAAAUUUUCUAAAUAUCUGUCAGCAAAAGAAAGAUCCGCGAUAACUUGUGUGAUAGGCGGACACAGCUUGAGAGAAAGACAAAACUAAUUAGAGAUUAAAAAGAAAAGGCAGCUCGUCAAGAAAAUCUCUGUUGGAGACGGCAGUAAUAUUUAUACUGAGAGGUAAUGUUAUCGCCAUUUAAAUGUGAGUGCCCUUUGAACAGACGAUACUGCGCUUUGCACUCUAUAUUGCAAACAGAGAUCGAACUAUCUACUACUCUGGCUCAGAGAUUCUUACACCGGUGACAUAACAACAAAAUUAUGAAUUACGGUUUUGGUACUGGAAGUGGUGUUAGUACUUUUAAAAUUGAUGGUAGAACUUAUACUGAGAAAGAUAUUUUAUGUAAGCUUAUUCAGGGUGAUAGUGGAUGGAUUAAACAAUGUUUUACACAAAAUCCACGUUUGAUUCCUCAAAACAGUGUAUGUGGUCUAAGUUUCCUGUCUAUUGCUUGUCGGCUGGGUGACAUAGCUACAGUGAAAUUGCUGAUAGAAAACAAUGCUCAAUGCAAUGUAAAUGCAUUUGAUAAAAAUGGCUUUACACCCUUACAUUAUGCUGUGCUUGGCAACCAUCUUGAGGUGAUGAGCUUAAUGCUGAACUAUGGGGCUAAAGUCAAUAUACAAAAUGAUGAAGGUCAUAGUCCACUACAUCUGGCCAUUAUUAAGAACUAUAUAAAUCUGGUUAAGCCGUUACUUGAAGCUGCAGGAGACAGUGUUAAGGUAUGCAUAAGAAACACUGAUGACACUCAGGCAAGAAUAUUCCAGGAAUUCCGAGGAUAUGAUGAACAAGUAAUACACCAUGAAUUCCGAGGAUAUGAUGGACAAGUAAUGUACGAUACCCGUAAAAAAGUUGGUAAUAAUACAAACCUUCUGGAUCUCGCCUGUGAUAGUAAUAAUGUUGACAUGGUUAAGUUGUUACUGAAAUUUUGUGUGGUAAAGAUGGGUUAUGACACAGCUCUUCAUCUGGCAUGUUGUGUUGGGCACAUUAAGUCAGUAAAGUUGAUUUUACAGUCUGAACAAGACAGCAAUGUUGUAAGGAACAAUGGUUUCACAGCACUCCACAUAGCCUGCGAUAAAGGAUUUACUGAUAUAGCAGACUUGUUAAUACGAUUCAAAUCUGACAUUAAUAUGGUCAGUACCACUGGUGACACAGCUCUUCACAUAGCUUGCAGUAAAAAAUUUGUUGAUGUAGUAAAGUUGUUAGUAAAGUUUGAUGCUGAUGUCAAUAUUGUCAACAGCCAUGGUCACACGGCACUUCACAUAGCCUGCGAUGAAGAAUGUACUGAUAUAGCAAACUUUUUAAUACAGUCCAAAUCUGACAUUAAUAUGAUCAGUACCAGUGGUGACACAGCUCUUCACAUAGCUUGCAGUAAAAAAUUUGUUGAUGUAGUAAAGUUGUUAGUAAAGUUUGAUGCUGAUGUCAAUAUUGUCAACAGCCAUGGUUACACGGCACUUCACAUAGCCUGCGAUAAAGAAUGUACUGAUAUAGCAAACUUUUUAAUACAGUCCAAAUCUGACAUUAAUAUGGUCAGUGCCAGUGGUUAUACAGCACUCCACAUUGCCUGCAAUAAAGGAUUUACUGAUAUAGUAGACUUGUUAAUACAGUCUGGAGCUGACAUUAAUAAAAAGGAUAAAUAUAAUGAAACAUCCCUACAGUGUGCAGUUCUACGGCAACACCAAGAUAUAGUGAAACUGAUACUAUCCCAGGCUGAAGUGGAAUUUGAUAUUCGUAACACUCAUGAUCAGACACCAUUCCUCCAGGCUGUUUCUAAGGGUAACCUUGAGAUCAUGCAGAUGUUAGUAUUAAAAGGAGCAGAUCUUGACGCUAUAAAUAAAGAUGGUGACAAUUGCUUGCAUAUUGCAUUGAGGGAGAAAAUGUUUCACUCUAAAAGUAAACAUCUUGAAAUUUUAGAUGAGAUUUCCUGUCAGCUCAAAGAAGAUAGAUUAUCCAGUAUAGUUGUAGCUGGAUAUCUGGCAACACAAGGAGCAAACUUCUAUCAUAAAAACAAAAACAACACCACACCACUUGACAUCAUCAAGAAUUCAGAUUUGAAAAGCAGACUGGAACUAUAUCUUGUAAAAGUGUAUGAGUGUUAUGUAUGUGGAGAUAAUCGAGUUUCUAUAAAAUUCCACCCCUGCCGACAUAGGAUAAUAUGUGAAGAAUGUUGCUCUAAGAUAAAGAUCAAAAAAUGUAAUCGAUGCAAACAGACUGUGAUUCACAAAACUAGGUUUGAUGGGUCUGAAUUUAAAACAGUAAAUCCACCUCAGGUGUUCAAAAACAAACAACUCAGUGAUGAAAUGAUAUGCACAAUAUGUAUGGAGCAUCGUUGGGAUAUGGUCUUUGAUUGUGGCCAUACCACUUGUAAAAAAUGUGGUGAAGUACUUGAUAAAUGUCAUAUGUGUAGGAAACAUAUUAAGAAAAAGAUUAUGAUACAUUGAUUAGUUCCUUACUUCUACUUUUGUCUUUGCUCCAUCUCUCAGCUUUCCCACCCACUUUCUACCUUGUCAAUUAACAGAAUUAACAAAUAUGUUUUUGUAUAAGUAUCUACAUAUUCAUAUAUAUGUGAGUAUAUAUGUGUGUGUGCGUUUAUAUCUGUAUAUAUAUAUAUAUAA